Molecule: messenger RNA, 842 nt
Organism: Parathielavia appendiculata
Lineage: Eukaryota; Fungi; Ascomycota; Sordariomycetes; Sordariales; Chaetomiaceae
Exons: 3
Coding region: 242-802 (186 amino acids)
Source: RefSeq, a predicted model, not a curated record
CAAUCAUUCGUUGCCGAUCGGGCGCAGGACCUUUAGGUUGGCUCAACGCCCUGCCGUCACGGUUCUCCUCGAGAGGGCUGUGCAUACCUCCAUCCCCCGUUCCGACCUUACCAGGUAAUUACUGAAAACACCGAUCCGGGACGACCUGGCCUGAUGAACGGCACGCCUUGACGUGUUCUCACCUCGCGGUGUGGCCUCCGGGGCCCCUGAUGAGCUAGGGAACCUGGAAGCCCCAUGGACUAUGACUUGCCUCAUCUUACCGGCAGGUUGGGCCUAUCUGAGGUUCACCAGCUGCAAGAGGUACCCCAGAACCCAGGGCUCCGGCCAGGACCGUAUGCCAGGCUCCCAGCUUGCAGCCGCACAGUGCUCGAGCCGUCUGGGUUCGAGAAACUACAAACAAUCCGCGUACCGCUCUCAGGACCCGACUGAUGGCCUAGGAUCAACAGAUUCGGGCCGGCUUCAGCAGUCCCUUAAAAUCUCGAUGGCUGGUAUUGUACAACGUCAUCGAAUCAUUGCGUUCCAGCAGAGCUGCGUGGCAAGAGUGUUUCAGAAGGUGUUGCAGGGCAAUGUCCUUGCCUCCUUUGCCAGCGAGGGGACACAGACGGUAGAGUCGGCCCAAGUCCGCGAUUCUGAGUUGCCGCAGGCUUGCCGCCCUUCAAGUUGGCGGUGUGUGUCGGUGAUCGGAUCGACGACCUGGUAUUACAACCACAUCCAAGCUGCCAAACAUGGACCCAAACUCACGGUUGAACGGCGGCUGGCUAUCUUGGAACCCGCGUGGUCGUCUCUGCUGUUCAUCUUUUAAAGGAACUACUGGCCUCUGACAAGACACCUGGGACCCGAAC